GCGCGCGUGCGCCCCUGCUGCUAUCUGAGUGCGACCGGUAUUUUGUCGUUUCCCUCUCAACACCGCGAGUGUGGAUCUUGGGCGAAGUGGUGAGAGAGCGGUUUCUCGCGUGGCGCGCAGCGGUCGUAGCGGUCGCAGCCCUCUCGGCCCCCCGCAGCGCAUCGGAAAGACGCGCGGCGCGGUUGCACUCUCGCGCAGCGUAGCGGAAAGUCGGUCGGCGCUUGCGAAGCUCCAGGCGUUCAGCUACCGCUGGGCGAGGGGAACUUAAGGGGAGAAAAAAAAGGAAAAAAAAAAAGGAAAAGAAAAGGAAAAGAAAGGGGAAAAAAAGGAAAAAAAAAGGAAAAAAAAAGGAAAGAAAGGGAAAAAAAGGAAAAAAAAGCGGAAAAAAAGGGAAAAAAAGAUUUAAAAAUGGUGAAGGCGGAAGAAAUAUUUGAAGCUGCGGAGAGCGGCGAUCUGAACUUUUUUAGUGGACUUUCCAUCCCCGAUUUGCGGAAAACUCGAGACCUGCGCAACGACGACGGAAGAACGGUUUUCCACGUGGCGGCCUCAGCUGGAAGUAUCCCGAUUGUGCGGCUUCUUGGUCAUGACGAAGACGGUGGAGAGGUGGUAGCGGAUGUCAACGCGUCAGACGAUGAGGGAUGGGCUCCGCUUCAUUCUGCAAGCAGCAGCGGCCACGUGGAGGUCGUUUGUUUCCUGCUCGAUAAUGGGGCGAAAGUGAAUCAGCAGAAUUCUGGGGGAAGGACUGCUCUUCAUUACGCGGCCAGCAAGGGCAGAGCUGUCAUUGCGCGCCGAUUGUUGCAAGCAGGCGCCAGAGUCGAUCGCAAGGACUCGGUUGGUGCGACUGCUCUUCAUCGGGCAGCAAGCACGGGACACGAGGAAGUGGUUGAAGUGCUAUUAGAAAUGGGGGCAACGGUGGAUGCUACGGACAUGAGUGGGCAGACGCCAUUGAUGGUAGCUGCAAGCUGCAGUCAUGAGCAGGUUGCUCUUCUGCUAGUGAGGCAUGGUGCGGAUAUUCAUGCCAAGGACAAGGAAGAGAACACGCCGUUGUCUCUUUCGAGCAAGGAACUGCGAGCGGCGCUCCUAAGCGCUUCUGAUGCCAUGCAAGAAGGCUGAAAGUCUCAAGUUCCACCAGUCCCACCAGUUCCACCAGUUCCACAAGCUCCACAAGUUCCACGAGUUACCACAAGUUCCACUGUGUCCCGUCCACAUUUGUUUCCCUUCUUCUCCUUCUCUGCCCUUUUCCCCUUUAUUUUUUUUUCAAAACUUCUGCUGGUACCCCCUUCUUCUUCUUCUUCUUCUUCUUCUUCUUCUUCUUCUUCUUCUUCUUCUUCCCGACAGACGGACACGGCUGCUGCGUUGCCAUA
Messenger RNA from Chara braunii, 1364 nucleotides. NCBI's taxonomy places the organism in Eukaryota, Viridiplantae, Streptophyta, Charophyceae, Charales, Characeae. The record is from the annotation of a GenBank genome assembly.